This is a messenger RNA of Cherax quadricarinatus, 720 nucleotides long. NCBI's taxonomy places the organism in Eukaryota, Metazoa, Arthropoda, Malacostraca, Decapoda, Parastacidae. The record is from RefSeq and is a predicted model, not a curated record.
AUGGAAUAUGAAAUAAAAAUUGCCUCUUUUUUCGGUGUGGCACACCCACCACCCACGCCCUCGCCACUACCCGCCCACUGCCGUGGGUGCCCUUACUUCCUUCCCACGCCCACAAACAUCACCACAGCUGUGGGUGCUGCUGCCAACCUCACCUGUGGUGUCAGGAUGCUGGGAGACAGACAGGUGUCAUGGAUACGCAGGCACGACCUCCACGUACUGACCACGGACUCCUUCACGUACACGACGGACUCACGCUUCCGUGCCGUACACGUUAAGACAUCACCAUACUGGGUACUGAGUGUCAGCAGCCCCACUGUCAGCGACUCUGGCAUCUACGAGUGUCAGGUGUCAGCACAACCCAAGAUCUACAAGAGAUUUAACCUCCAGGUUGUGGUGCCCAAGGCGACCAUCUAUGGAUCAAGAGCAGUCUUCAUGAAGGCUGGCAGUGACCUUAACAUCACCUGUGUCAUCACUGGCGUCUCAUCACAGGCAGCCCCAGUCACCUGGUAUCACGUCAACCCUACGUCAGAUAAUGUUGUUGAUGUUUUACCUAAGACAAUGUUUGCUGAUGUUACUAAGAUAAUGUUUGCUGAUGUUAAUAAGAUAAUGUUUGCUGAUGUUACUAAGAUAAUGUUUGCUGAUGUUAAUAAGCGAAUGUCUGAACAUGUUAAUAAGAUAAUGCUAGCAGAUGUCGCAUAUAAAAUGUUUACAAAUGUUUAA